UUUUUUUGAAAAUUCAAAAAUGUACACUUCCACAAAUAGCCAAAGAGAACCCAUACCUUGAUUUGAAAAGAUGAAUUCCAUCCUUGAUCAAGAGAUAGUGCAUGUUGACCAGAGAGCUUCCUCAAGAGGUGUUCAAAGACAUGUUUCUAACUUUAGCACACAUUCCAAUUCAUCAAGGGAGGAUUUUACCUUCAGAGAUGGAAAAAAUAGACCUAAUUGAGACAUAGAAGACCCCUUUAGGCCAGAGCCUGAGAUCACUGAAAUGAAGAGGCUUAGAGAGAAAGUGGAAAGACUUGAGAAAGCCUGUAAAUAAAUCAACCAAGAUCUGGAAGAGGUGUGAGACCAAGUAUAAUGCAUACCUCACUGGGGAUAACAAGGAGAAUGUAAAUUCGUUAAAUUUCACCCAGACUAAGAUCAAGCCAACCAAGUUUGCCAAGGGCCGACCAAAGGCCAAGAUAGUUAAAAGGCCAGGGUCAGCUAUCAGGUCUGCUAAAUCUCUUAAGUCUAGUAGAAGCAAGAGCCGAAAUCUUAAAGCACCCAACCAGGGAUAUGACCGGAAUGACUUCUGAACUACUUCUAAUCUUCAAUUCUCACGUAAAAAAUUGUCUAAAAAGGAGUCUCAGAAUCAUAAGCUCCAACAAGAGAUUAAAAGACUCAAAGAAAAGAACAAGAAGUGGAAGAACAAGUACAAUAACUUAAAGGACGAGCAUGAGAAAGUAGUCAACUAUGUCAACAUGUAUUUGGCUUAUCAACAGCAAAAUUAUUAAAUCAACAGAAGAAAUUAUUAAG
Moneuplotes crassus is the source of this 789-nucleotide messenger RNA. The record is from the annotation of a GenBank genome assembly. NCBI's taxonomy places the organism in Eukaryota, Ciliophora, Spirotrichea, Euplotida, Euplotidae.